CGACCGUUAUCAUUCCUCAAUCCUCGUGCACGCGCCGAAAGGACGAAGUUGCAUCUUCGUUUGAUUGUCCCGAUCAGUUUUCGUUGAUCUUGGUUCAGAAUCAGAGUUGGUUGGUGUUUUAAGAAGAACUGGUAAUAAAGUGCUGAAUGAGGAAAAUACGAAACAAGCAAUAAAAAACGCGUGCAAGCUUUGAUGUGAUACUUGAGAUCUUUUGUAUUCCGGUGGUCGUUUCUUUCGUGUUUCUGCCUUUAUAUGAAAAAAGAAACGAAGAAGAUUCCGUAGUUUGUGUUUUAUUUACGCCGAAUCGAGCAUAAUCGGAAUCGCCAGACAAACAUAAUGGCUUCUCUGUUGUAGUUGAAAGGUAAUCGGAUCGAAGAAAAAAGUGAUUGUUUCGGGAGUGAUUUGUAUAUGAGUUGUUGACGGAAGUAUCCAGCGGAAAAGCACAGCUUCUUUUCGAGCGCUGUCAGAAGAGGAAAACAAACUUGAGCAGCAAUGGCAAACAACAAAGAGAGCACGCAGUCGAACACCCAAACGGGCACCCAGACCGGGUUGUGGAGCCAGAUCGAGAGCCAACCGAUGGACAGUAUCGUAUGGGGUCGGCUUUAUGCGAAGAAUCUCAAAAUCAAGAGCCUUGGUACUAAAAAAGCACUUCCACUUAUCUCUCGAAAUGCAUCCUGCAGCUAUGAUCUCUCCGCGCCAGACUUUUCGGCUGGCAGAAACACAACCAAUGAUUUAUGCAUUGGCAAAGACCAUCUGCCGGAUAAGAUUUUGAGCAGAAUCUCAAAUUUUCAUUUUUCCAUCACUAGAGAUACGCUAGAUUUGUCCAAUCCUACAUUCAUUGAGGACAAAUCCCGAAACGGCACCUUCGUCAACGGUCAGCUCAUUGGAAUGAACAAUAAAAUGAUCCUCAAGGAUGAUGAUAUUAUAGCGCUUUCCCAUCCGAGCUAUAAGGCCCUGGUGUACAAGGAUCUUACUCCCAGUGAAGCCAAAGGGCUCCCGAAGGAAAUUCGAAACACGUACUUUGUUGGCCGAAAGCUCGGUUCCGGUGCUUGUGGAGUUGUGCACCUUGUGUAUGAAACCAAAACGUGCAAACCAUACGCUAUGAAGCAUGUGGUUAAGAACCUUCUGGGAGAAUGUAGCAGACCAAAAAUCACAAACGAUCCCCAACGAGUGAUGAACGAAGUCAACAUCAUGAAGGGCCUGGAACAUCCUUGUGUAAUAAAAAUGCACGAUAUCGUCAACAAGGCGGAUUCCGUCUUCAUGGUGCUCGAAUUCAUGAAGGGUGGGGAUCUGCUAAAUAGAAUCAUCCAAAACAAGUACCUGCCAGAGCAAAACGCAAAGCUGUUCUUUCUCCAAAUGUGCCACGCUGUGAAGUAUCUGCACGCCAAAGAUAUCACCCACCGGGACUUAAAACCGGAUAACAUCCUACUACUGAACAACGACGAGGAAACUUUGCUGAAAGUUUCUGAUUUCGGUAUGAGUAAAUUUGUUCAAAAAGAUUCCGUACUGCGAACCCUCUGUGGCACUCCGCUAUAUGUGGCUCCGGAAGUGCUACUAACUGGUGGUCGAGGUUCCUACACGCCAAAAGUCGAUAUUUGGAGCUUGGGAGUGGUCCUGUACACCAUGCUUAGCGGAACGCUUCCAUUCUCGGACGAGUACGGAACGCAAGCAACCGAACAAAUCAAGCGUGGUAGGUUCACGUUUCGACAUCGUUCUUGGAAAACGGUUUCACCUCAGGCCAAAAAGCUUAUUUACGACAUCCUAACCAUCGACCCGAACAGUCGACCGUCCAUUGAUGAUAUACUAAACAGUUCGUGGCUGCGCGACCAAGAGGUCAUAAGGAAGGCGGAGAAGUUGAUGAACGUGCGGCUGACGGGAACUAAAAAGGCAUCAACGUCCGACAUUGAAAACAACAACGAAAAGAUUUUUGUUGAACCGCCCAAGAAGCGACAGCGCACCAAAUGACUAGAUUCAGGGGAAAGAUUACCGAGCGCCGGGUGCGGUUCCGGCAAAUUAAGAGAUGAAGAAGAGACGCCCGUUCGCGUACGAUUCAGAAAGUGGGUGAAACUGAAACUGAAAUUUGAUUAGAAUCUCCCGCAGUCGUCAUCAUCGGAAGAGAAGAGAAACAGUAAGUAGCAAGUGAGAGCAAAACAAAUUUGAUAAGAAUUAUUUUUCCUAUUGGCACUUAUUCGAACGUAGCUGAUAAGAUAGUUUUCCAUACGUUUCCUUGCCUACAAGGGAUUCGGAUCAAGUACGAUGCUCUCUCGUUUGUGUAUAUAUUUCGUAAACGUAUUUUGUAUAGCAUCUGGAACAUGUUUUCGUUUCAACCCACUCGGUUGCCAGUUAAACCUUUGCUCCGUGAUUCGGCCUUCGUUGCGAGUCGAAAAGAGUGGUGCAUUGCCCAAUCCUAAACUAUUGUUCGGAUUGUUAUUUUUAUGCAUGGUGAAAAAAUGUCCAACAUUUAUUGAGUUUACAGAAAAGUAGACACUAUUUUACAUAAAUGUAGAUAAAUAUGAGCCUCUCCAUUGUCUCAGGGAACCUCAGCAUCAGAGUAUAAGUUGACAACGAAUAUUCAUUCCAAAUCAGAAGCGAAAACAUGUUGAUCCGAUGUUCGAUAUAGUCAGUAAGAAAAUCUGUUCUUUUGAUUUCCUAAAAUGAUGUUUUUUUGAUAAACCCAAACCGUCGAUAAAAUGCCGUGCUAUGUUCUUUUUGUAAACGUUACAAACUGUUUUGGAAUAAAUAUAUCUAAAUUUGUA
Armigeres subalbatus is the source of this 2756-nucleotide messenger RNA. RefSeq names its product ovarian-specific serine/threonine-protein kinase Lok (gene lok). Gene Ontology annotation, molecular function: ATP binding; protein kinase activity; protein binding. The record is from RefSeq and is a predicted model, not a curated record. The coding region runs from base 493 to 1965 and encodes 490 amino acids. Gene Ontology annotation, biological process: protein phosphorylation. NCBI's taxonomy places the organism in Eukaryota, Metazoa, Arthropoda, Insecta, Diptera, Culicidae. The transcript is spliced from 5 exons.